AAGACGCAGUCUUCUCUCUUCAACUUGCUUUCUUCUCGUCUUCUUCUACUGCAGGCCGCAGAUUCUCUCAGAUCUUCUCUCAGAUUAUAAGAUCAAACUACGCUGAAAUGACUUCCCUUCAAAUCUCCCCCAACACAAUUUCUCAACCUCUCAAUCUCCGCCGUCAAUUCAGCUCAAACUUGGACCAAAGGGUCCGACUAAUCAAUGGCCGGAGACCCGUGAUGGCUUGCCUUAGCCUUGACGUGGAAGCACCAGAUACUGCAUUGAAAUCAGGGUUUUCGAAGAGCAAGGAGAUUAUAGAGACAGAGGCGAAGGUUCUGGUAGGGACAUACGCAAGAACUCCAGUGGUGUUGGCCAGUGGCAAGGGUUGUAAAUUGUACGACAUCGAGGGGAGAGAGUAUUUGGAUUUGAGCUCAGGGAUUGCAGUGAAUGCACUUGGACAUGGUGAUGAGGACUGGUUGAAGGCUGUGGUUGAACAGGCCAAUACCCUCACUCAUGUCAGCAAUGUCUACUACUCCAUCCCUCAGGUGGAACUAGCAGAGCGUUUGGUGGGCUCUUGUUUUGCAGACCGUGUGUUCUUCACUAAUUCUGGAACUGAAGCAAACGAAGCAGCCAUUAAAUUUGCGAGGAAGUUUCAGAGACACAAUCAUCCCGAUGCGAAAGAGCCUGCCACAAACUUCAUAUCUUUCACUAACAGCUUCCAUGGCAGGACCAUAGGUGCGCUUGCCUUGACUAGCAAAGAGUAUUACAGGUCUCCGUUUGAGCCCGUCAUGCCUGGAGUCACAUUUGCAGAGUAUGGAAAUAUAGAAGCUACCAGAAAAUUGAUUCAGCCUGGAAAAACUGCUGCGGUUUUUGUUGAACCUAUCCAGGGUGAAGGGGGCAUAUACAGUGCUACCAAGGAGUUUCUGCAAUUUCUUCGUACUGCUUGUGAUGAGGCUGGGGCUCUUCUGGUGUUCGACGAGGUUCAAUGUGGUUUAGGCCGAACUGGGUAUCUGUGGGCGCAUGAGGCAUUUGGUGUGUUCCCAGAUAUAAUGACACUAGCUAAGCCACUAGCUGGAGGCCUACCCAUUGGAGCUGCAUUGGUGACUGAAAGAGUUGCUUCUGCCAUAGCUUUCGGUGACCAUGGAAGUACUUUUGCCGGUGCACCUCUCGUGUGCAAUGCUGCCUUAGCCGUUCUCAAAAAGAUAUCAAAUCCCAAUUUUCUGGACAGUGUCUCUAAGAAAGGUCUCUACUUCAAACAUAUCUUAAAUCAGAAGCUGGGAGGAAACCCUCAUGUGAGAGAAAUACGCGGUUUUGGGCUUAUUAUUGGAGUUGAAUUGGAUGUCCCUGCCUCACCUCUUGUGGAUGCAUGUAGAAGUGCCGGCCUUCUAGUGUUAACUGCUGGAAAAGGCAAUGUUGUGAGGCUAGUGCCUCCAUUGAUCAUAAGUGAGCAGGAGCUUGAUCGUGCAGCUGAGAUUUUGUACCAAGCGUUGCCUGUACUUGACCAAAAAAAAUUCAAUUUAGACGGAAGAAAAUUGCGUCGUUCUGUUGUAGAUGUUGCUUCUUAGCUCUUACUAGUUUGUUUUU
Messenger RNA from Rosa rugosa (rugosa rose), 1566 nucleotides. RefSeq names its product acetylornithine aminotransferase, mitochondrial-like. Gene Ontology annotation, biological process: arginine metabolic process. The transcript is spliced from 4 exons. NCBI's taxonomy places the organism in Eukaryota, Viridiplantae, Streptophyta, Magnoliopsida, Rosales, Rosaceae. The record is from RefSeq and is a predicted model, not a curated record. Gene Ontology annotation, molecular function: pyridoxal phosphate binding; transaminase activity; identical protein binding. Bases 108 to 1547 code for a protein of 479 amino acids. Gene Ontology annotation, cellular component: chloroplast stroma.